UCCAUCUCAGCUUAGUUUUAAAAGAUAUAUAUUGUGUAUUAAUUCACCUACUUAGAAAUUGUUUAUCAAACGAUAUGUUUACUCUACACAUGUGUUUUGUAUAAUUUAGCAGCUGAUGAUAUAUCCAGCUUGUUAAAAAAAUUGCAAAGACACAAAAGGACUAAAGCCAUGCACCAAAAAAAAACUUUUAUAGUAGUACUUGGAUCUGAUGUUGCCAUCCUCAGCUGAGAGCAAUGUUAAAUAUGCCUGUCUUUGAGGAGAUUGGUGAACAACACAAAAAGAAGAAAGAAACUUUUUGGGAAUCAGGGUAUGAAAAAAAAAUAGUGCGGCUGACUGUAACUGGUAAAGGUCAGAUUUAAUAAUAUCUGAUUUAAUUCUGGAGAAGAUGAUGACAGUUUCUGAUGCUUCCAACCUAAACAAACUCCAUUGGAAAAGUCUCAAGAAAAUAAACUCGUGGUAAGGCAGGCAACUCCAGGCUGCCUCACUACUUUGCAGCCCUCGUUCGCACUCCAGCACAGACGGUGGCAGUAAUGCAGCAGUACAUUAUUUCGUUAACGGCAAAUCAUUAUCAGAAAAAGGACAUCAAAAUGACAUACGCAAUGGUAGCCGUUAAGCUAAUAUCAGUGUUGAAUUAUAUUUAAUUUUUCGCUGUGAAUUGAUUAAAUACAGCUCAGUAUAUGUCCACAAGUCUCGUAGCAUAUUCCAUCGACUUGUGAUGUUCUCUAACGUGAAGUGAGCACUUUAAAAGGCGGAAGCAGUGCUCAAACAUCUGCUUCUUUAAGUGUUUUGCUGUUGAAGUAUAGGUUACAUCACCAGGCUACACCUUACAGACUCAACCUUGGUUUGUGGUGGAGUUGUUCGUCGGUAUGGAGGAUCACGCAUUAUAUUCAGCACCGUCAACACCUAAGCCAACAGAUAACGAGUCUACAACGCCGUUGAUGAUGAGCCCUAUUCCUAGUUCGGAAUUCAUAUAUAAAAUGAUUGAUGAGGAAAUUCAUCUGUUCGUAAAGUUAAGAGCGUCUAAUAAAGCACUUUUCACUGGGCGGAGAAAUUCAGCAAGACUGGCUUGGAGGGCGAUUUUAAAAGAGAUGGGUCUGCACAGAAAGAUGUCAGCGGCCCAAGCGAAGAAGAAAUGGGACAACCUUCUAAAGAAAUACAAGGACCAAAAGAACCCACCGGCCGGUGUCGCACUCAUCCCCGACAGUUGGCGCUGGUUCACACUGAUGGACGACGCCGUGCAGGGGAGGCUAGAGGGCAGCGCCAAGGCUGUGUCCGUCACGUCCGCUGUGGCCAACAACCAUGAAGACUUCCUACCCAACAAGCCCCGCUGCAAGCGAUACCGGGAAGCCGGCAGGAAGGAGUCGAUGGCAUCGGCAGGGACGGGGCUGCCGGGGAGAAACGAGAUCGAGUUCCUGGUAAACGACAGUGACAUCUUGUGGGCACCAGGUGGCACUGCAGGGCAGGAGAUGGAGUGCGACAGGCGGGAGAUCGAGCAGGAGAGGGCGCAGCUGGACAGCGACCGGAUGCUGGUGGAGAAAGAGAGGGAGGUGCUGGAGCGAGAGAGGAUGGUGAUGGAGCGCGAGAGGGCCGGCCUACAGAGGGAGCUGGCCGCAGUGGACCGAGACAGGGCCACACUGGAGAGAGAGAGGGCGUCUGUGGAGAGAGACAGGGCGGCGGUGGACUGGGAGAGAGCCAUGCUGGAGAAGGAGAGGGCAAGACUGGAGAGAGAUAGGCUAGCAAUUGGUAUCGACAGUAUGGCCUGUAAAAGAGACUAUACAACAAUUGCAACGAAUUGCAGAUUGAACACGUCAGACAGGAUCAGGCAAGUGGAACUGGAACCGGAAUGUCUGCAGAGGAAACAGAAGUUCCUUGACUUGUUUGAGAAACUCUUAGAGAAAUUCUAAUGUUCAAAAUUCUAAACACCGAGCCAGACUAAAGGUACUAUGGAGUGGAGUGCUUGCUCUUGUCAAGUUCUCAAUUCAUUUCUCGAGCUUUUCUUGAGCAGUUCAAGGUUCAAACAUGACAUGGACAUGUUUUAAUAAAGUUUUAGGUCAUUAGAUCUGAUCUUCCUCUCAAGUUAAGCUCGUAGAUAAUAAAAACGUUGAGCCAUCCCUGUUUUGGAGAGGUCACCAAAACAACUUUAUUCAAUUGUGGUAUUUCCAUACAAAGAACACAAUAGCAGACUAUGAUUCACCCCCAAACCAUUCUCACAAACCCCCUCAAUCAUACAGAAGCUGUGAAGUAUUAAUGUAAAGGCUAUUGUGCAUGUUUUAAACAACACUUUGAAAUGUAAUAUACCAAAUAUUGCAAUUCAUGUAAAAAAGUUAUUUAAAGAAUAUAUAUUUUUUUAUAUUAUACAGACUUUACAACAAAUGAUUGUGUUAGAAUGCUUAUUUUUUAUUGCAUUAGAUAAUCAAAUUUUCCUUUCAACGAAUUUGUAAGUUCCAGCUUGAAUAAUUGUAGGCAAGUAAAAUUAACAAUUUUUCAGGAAGUGUGUGAGAAUUAACUGCAUAUUAAUAUUAUUACAAUUUUUUUUUUACAAAACAAACACAUUUGAACAAUAUCAUCACUGGUCAUCUUAGCCAGCCCUGAACAGGAAUAAAAUACAAUAAACAAAAUAUUUUUGAUUGAUUGAUUGAUCAAUAAAACUGAUUCAUAGUU
This is a messenger RNA of Clupea harengus (Atlantic herring), 2661 nucleotides long. RefSeq lists its product as uncharacterized. The record is from RefSeq and is a predicted model, not a curated record. Gene Ontology annotation, cellular component: cytoskeleton. Lineage: Eukaryota; Metazoa; Chordata; Actinopteri; Clupeiformes; Clupeidae.